Molecule: messenger RNA, 1182 nt
Organism: Myotis lucifugus (little brown bat)
Lineage: Eukaryota; Metazoa; Chordata; Mammalia; Chiroptera; Vespertilionidae
Gene: CDCP2
Product: CUB domain containing protein 2
Exons: 6
Coding region: 1-1050 (349 amino acids)
Source: RefSeq, a predicted model, not a curated record
AUGCUGGCAGAGCUGGGGUCCUGUCUGCUGCUGGCAGUGGCUCUGCUGGGCCCCGGCCCCAGGGCCCGAGCCAUGAAAGGUGUCAAAUGUGGGGGGGUGCUCUCAGCACCUUCUGGAAACUUCUCCAGCCCCAACUUCCCCGGACUCUACCCCUACAACACGGAGUGCAGCUGGCUGAUCGUGGUGGCCGAGGGCUCCUCGGUCCUUCUCACCUUCCACGCCUUUGACCUGGAAUACCACGACGCCUGCGGCUUCGACUUCCUGGAGAUCUACAACGGGGCUGCGGGGGACCAGGGCAACCUGCUGGGGAGGUUCUGCGGCCAGGUGCCCCCGCCACCCUUCACCUCCUCCUGGCAUAUCAUGUCUGUCGUCUUCCACUCCGACAAGCACGUGGCCAGCCGCGGCUUCUCCGCAGGCUACCAGAAAGAUGUGUGUGGUGGCGUCCUGACGGGCCUGUCGGGGGUCCUCACCAGCCCCGAGUACCCCAACACCUACCCCAACAACGCCGAGUGCCGCUGGGUGAUCCGCUCCUUCCUCCUGUCCCCAGUUGUGCCCAUGAACGUGAGCUGCUCCCGCAUGGACUUCCAGAUCCUGAUCUCCACGCAGGCGCUGGCCCCUCUGGGGCAGACCCAGGUCUACCUGGGCAGCCGGCGCUGUGCCGCCCAGGAAGUCGGCGGCACCUUCCGGAUCCAGGCCCGCUUCGACACCUGCGGCACUGAAUCGCAGAGAAGGAACAACACCUCAGUGAUCGUCAGCACACUGUACAUCGACUUCUCGGCCAGUGGGCAGGACAUCCACCAGUAUGAGGUCCUCUGUGAGCCCCGGCGCAAGGAGGCUUCUGUCCACCUGCUGUCCGGCUCCGACUGGCUUGGGCCCUACGCUGCCACGGCUGAGCACCUGCAGGAAGCACCACCCAGCGACGAGGCGGAGGAGCCGGAGAGCCCUGUGGCCCUGGUGGCCCAGGACACCAGUGACAUUGUCUUCCUGGGCCUUUGCAUCCUGGCCGGAGUCCUCAUGGUCAUGGCCAUCGUGGUCCUGAUGCUGCUGUGAGCAGGCCAGCAGGAAGUUCAGCAUCCGUCCAGGGGCCUUCACUCUCCCGAACUGACCCAAGAACCCUGAGGACUUUGUCUAACGCAGCCCAGUCCUGCCUCCAAACUCCACAACACAGAGAGGGAGCAGAAA